AUGACGUCUGUAUUGACUGUUCCGGAAACGGAACUUGGUGUGGGCCCCAAGAAAUGCUUCAGCUGGGAUGGAUACACAGUGAAUGAUACUGAGUCAAAUCCAAGUGAGGAUCUCCGUCAGGUUGCCGGUCAUUUGCCGACAUCAUGCACAAGCCAUGUUACGGCGUCGACAGCUGGUGUUCAUGCGACAUCCCAAGACGCCGGGAUUCCACAGAGUGUGACCAAGAGGCUCCUUGAGCUCCUGCCGGCCGACAGCCGUCGCUCCCUACGUCUGACUUGCAAGGCUUGGUCUCGAGAGAUCGACCGAGUGAUGCCUUUUUCUCGCCCCACUGCGAAUACCAUACCCGCAGAAAUCCUCCUUCAGAUAUUCUUACUGUUGAGCCCCCGCGAUUUCGACAACGCUCGACGAACAUGCUCCCAGUGGAUGCGGGUUAGUUUGAACGAGGCCCUCUUAGAGAGUAUGCUCAAGAGGGCAGGCUGGUGGGACUCGUGGCAGCGGGACUGUCGGAAUCGGCGUCCGAGCUCUAUCGGUGCCAGAGUGGAAAGCCUAGUUUGGAGAAUGAGCCGGCGUUUUGCCACUGAAUGCGUUCUGUCUGGUCGAAAAAUGAACGUGGAGAAGCCCGGUUUCUUGACAACCACCGUCGUUGACUUCUCCCAGCUUUCGCAAAAGGGUCCUGAAGAAACAAGUACUCCAUCCACUGUUGCGAUGCAAAUCGAUGGCACUAAUACCGACGCUCUGAAUAUGUCAAUGUUUCAUGUCAGCAAUUGCGGCAAUUACUUACUUGUGUCUUCUGCUUGCAAUAUCUAUGUCUACCGUCUCCUCACCAGGGUGGCCGGCAACUCUUUGUCUUCAUCUUUUGGGGGCCUACAAAACACAGACAUCGUUCCUGUUGCGACUAUUACCUGCCCUGUCGAGGUUGUAUCGGUUACUAUAGAUACGAGUUCCCCGACAUUUGUAGUAGCUGCAUUGUUGUGUGACAGACUGGGUUUAGUCUGCGACUUGGUCCCCUGUAUCUCCGACUCGGAUCCAACGGGUUCUCAUGGCUCUGCUACCCGCGGAGCAAAGCCUAUGAAGCUGGGCUCGGUACACUACUAUCAUGAUCUAGGGUGUGCAGAAGAUCCACCACGUAGUGUAUCAGUUUGCCCCGGUCGUCGAUGUGUGGCAUAUGGCUCUGGUGCUGGCAUCGAGCUACACUGGAUUGAUGAUAAAACCAAGCAGUCUUGCCGAAAGCACUUUCCAUUGUCACAACCAUCAGAGAUCUUACAUUUCCUACCCAACAGAGAUGCAACCUCGACAGAAGUACGACUCAUAUCCUCUCUGGCUGAAGCAGCUGGGUGCAAAUGCCACCCCCUGCAGAGCGGCAACGACUGGCCCACUUGCCCGUUCCAUCUCAUGACAGAUAUCCAAUCUUUUACGCAGCUGCCCCGGGGGGAAAGUGGCAAUCUCAGUCUCAUCAGGGCGACGCACUGCCAUCAUUAUCGGGCCAUUCCCGUCAAUGAUGGACUGCACAUGUUGUUCAUUGAGCCGCGCACGAAUUCGCUCUGUAUAGGGUCUGAUGCGCCUAUUGGGGGACCCACGAGCCUUACAAGAGCGCUCAUUUGUGUUCCGCCAUUCGGAAAGGACCCUUUGGAUGCGGCUAAGGGAGGGUCAGUUCCCUCUGUCUUUACGGCCGGCUCGGACUUGAGCUGGGGCCUGCGAGUCGUGGCCGCCUACGGAGACCGGCUUGUUCUGUACUCGGUGCCUCUGGAUGUCUUCAACGUGAUCCGAAAGGAGCGUGAGAGACAGGGGGACAACGUCAUGGGCGACAGCGAUCUAGCUCGGGACUGGUUUCUCGACAGCCAAAGGCCGCGAAAGCGACGGGAGAGCCUUGUUCCGAAUCAAAACGGUGACUGGGAAUUUUUGCUCAGUGUCAGCUACCGACCAACGGCUAUGAUGUGGCCGCUCAAGAUCUACGGGAAGGAGAUUGGACAGAUGGACAACGUGGUCGAAUUGGCGUUGCAGGCGUCCCAUGGAGGCGCUCGUGUGUGGGCAUUUUGCGCAUCAGGUGAAACAAGCAUCAUCGACGUGGAUACCUUCACGUCAAAUGCUCAACCAGUGGCGGGUAUUCCGUGCAAGUCGCUGUCCAUCGGUUCCGAUGGCCGAGUUGCCUCCACGCAGUUGAUUGCUCGAUCCGAAUCGGGGUCAUUAUCCACUCGGUCCUCGCAAAAGCGAAAGCCAGAGGAAUUCGGCGGUAAACACUUGACUGCUUGUCGACUACACCAGCACUUCCUAGAUAGAUACAACUUGACGGGCAUUUCUAGCUCGGCUCAAGCAGUCGCUGCCUCAGCCGCCGCGAGACGGCGUGCUUCGUUCGCCGCGUGUAUCGUGGAUUUCAAUAUCCCCGAAUUAAGCACGCGGAGAGACCAAUGGGAAGAUAGUGUUUCAUAG
Molecule: messenger RNA, 2427 nt
Organism: Aspergillus tanneri
Lineage: Eukaryota; Fungi; Ascomycota; Eurotiomycetes; Eurotiales; Aspergillaceae
Exons: 1
Coding region: 1-2427 (808 amino acids)
Molecular function (GO): protein binding
Source: RefSeq, a predicted model, not a curated record